CUUCCUGGUUGCGCGCUCCGGCGCGGAGGUCUGACGGAGACAGCGCGUGCGCGGCGUCGCCGGGCUUGUGACGAACUUCCGGUUAUCAAGCUCCCGGCCGGGCUGACUCCAGCGGAGCGGUCGCCGCGGCGGUUCCCGCCCAGGCUCCUGUGACCGCCAGGCAGCGUCUCCACCAUGUCCCAGCCCCAGACCCCAGAGCAGGCACUGGACACACUGGGGGACUGCCCGCCGGGCAGAAGAGACGAGGACUCUGGGGAGGGGAUCCAGUGCUCCCAACGCAUGCUCAACUUCAGUGACGCCCUGCUGUCCAUCAUCGCCACCGUCAUGAUCCUGCCUGUGACCCACACGGAGAUCUCCCCGGAACAGCAGUUCGACAGAAGUGUUCAGAGGCUUCUGGCAACACGUAUCGCAGUCUACCUGAUGACCUUUCUCAUCGUGACGGUGGCCUGGGCGGCACACACAAGGUUGUUCCAAGUUGUUGGGAAAACAGACGACACACUUGCCCUGCUCAACCUGGCCUGCAUGAUGACCAUCACCUUCCUGCCUUACACGUUUUCCUUAAUGGUGACCUUCCCUGAUGUGCCCCUGGGCAUCUUCUUGUUCUGUGUGUGUGUGAUCACCAUCGGGGUCGUGCAGGCACUGAUUGUGGGGUAUGCAUUUCACUUCCCGCACCUGCUGAGCCCGCAGAUCCAGUGCUCCGUCCACAGGGCUCGGUACCGACAACACGUCCUGGGCAUCGUCCUCCAAGGCCCAGUCCUGUGCUUUGCAGCGGCCAUCUUCUCCCUCUUCUUUGUCCCCUUGUCUUACCUGCUGAUGGUGACUGUCAUCCUCCUCCCUUACGUCAGCAAGGUCACCGGCUGGUGCAGAGACAGGCUCCUGGGCCAUAGGGAGCCCUCGGCUCACCCAGUGGAAGUCUUCACAUUUGACCUCCACGAGCCACUCAGCAAGGAGCGGGUAGAAGCCUUCAGCGACGGCGUCUAUGCCAUCGUGGCCACCCUUCUCAUCCUGGACAUCUGCGAAGACAACGUCCCGGACCCCAAGGAAGUGAAGGAGAGGUUCGGCGGCAGCCUCGUGGCUGCCCUGAGCGCGACCGGGCCGCGCUUCCUGGCGUACUUUGGCUCCUUCGCCACGGUGGGGCUGCUGUGGUUCGCCCACCACUCCCUCUUCCUGCACGUGCGCAAGGCCACGCGGGCCAUGGGGCUGCUGAACACGCUCUCGCUGGCCUUUGUGGGCGGCCUCCCGCUGGCCUACCAGCAGACCUCGGCCUUCGCCCGGCAGCCCCGCGACGAGCUGGAGCGUGUGCGCGUCAGCUGCGCCAUCAUCUUCCUGGCCAGCAUCUUCCAGUUUGCCAUCUGGACCACGGCGCUGCUGCACCAGGCGGAGACGCUGCAGCCCUCAGUGUGGUUUGGCGGCCGGGAGCACGCGCUCAUGUUCGCGAAGCUGGCCCUGUACCCCUGCGCCAGUCUGCUGGCCUUCGCCUCCACCUGUCUGCUGAGCAGGUUCAGCGUGGGCAUCUUCCACCUCAUGCAGAUCGCCGUGCCCUGCGCCUUCCUGUUGCUGCGCCUGCUCGUGGGCCUGGCCCUGGCCAGCCUGCGGGUCCUGCGUGGCAUCGCCCGGCCUGAACACCCACCACCAGCCCCUACGCGCCAGGACGACGCACAGUCCCAGCUCCUCCCUGCCCCCUGCUAGCGGCCACAGAGCGCGCUCCCUGCCAUCCCCACCAGAGAUGGACCAGGGAGGACAGGACGCCGGGCAGGGGAAGCCGAGUCGCGGGCAAGCCACAGUGGUUCUUGCGUGGUCGGGUUUUAUUUUCAUUGUGAAAUAUGCUCUAUUUCAGUCCUCAAA
Molecule: messenger RNA, 1845 nt
Organism: Mandrillus leucophaeus (drill)
Lineage: Eukaryota; Metazoa; Chordata; Mammalia; Primates; Cercopithecidae
Gene: TMEM175
Product: transmembrane protein 175
Exons: 11
Coding region: 175-1689 (504 amino acids)
Cellular component (GO): endosome; lysosome
Molecular function (GO): potassium ion leak channel activity; proton channel activity
Source: RefSeq, a predicted model, not a curated record